CGGAAGAAAUUUAGAAAUUUUCCGGUGUAUCCUUCCGCUUGUUUGACAUUGCCAUUCCGUAAUAAAAUCUAUGGAAACAAAAGAACUAAAGCCUUUCGUUCGGUUCUUGAUGUUGGCAAGAAUAAACAACAGGAAGCGUUGAUAAAUUGAAUUCAAAUUUAAAUUUAUCAAAACCAAAUAAAAACUUUAUUUAAUUAAUUGUUUUAGUAUUCUUUCGUAGUGGGUGUAUAUAAGUCCGAUGAAAAGCAAUGUCUAAGUUUGAAUUUAAUACUCACAAACGUGUGUUAAAUUAUCUCGAAAAUUGGCUGAUGCAGUUACAUGGGGAUGAAGUGUGUUCAAGUCUGCAACCUGAUGCUCAUGACUUAGAAUAUCUUUUAUCACUUAAAUCACAAAAUGAAGAAUCAGAAAAAAAUGUGAGAGAGGAAAUUAAGUUGAAGAGAGCUCGUAUUCAUUCCUUCAACACAAACAUUGGGAAACUAAAAGCUCUUCUUAAUAGUGAAGAUGCAUCUCUUAGUGAGGAUACAUGGAAACAAAUUGACUGCGUAGCAGGAUUGGCUGCAAAAAUGAAUAUAGAGGAACUUGACUUAACAAAUUUCCUACUGGCGAUUUGUGAAAUGAAAAAUGAGAAUUUUAAAAAUGAAGAACAGAAAAUGAUUAACUGUGCCUUGAUGUCUUCGUAUAGUCAAAAAAGCUUAAAAAUAAGAAAUUCUAAUGAUAUUCUUAAAAGUCAAUUAAAUGCUUUGACAGAAGUAGUUGACACUCAAGAAUCUAAUAAAGAGAAGAUGACUGGAAGAACAAAAUUCUUCAACACCAAAUCUGCAGAGUAUGAAAGGGAUAUUAAAUUAUUUAAGGAAAGAUUGAAAGUGGUCAGCUUUGAGGAAUCAUUACAACACAGCAAUUUAGUUGAAUCUUUAGAGGUUAUUAAAGUUUUAGAAGAAAAACUAAAAGUUUCAAAAGAUAAACUGAAAAGUUACAUAAAUCUUCCUCCUAAUGAAAGCCUGACAAGAUUAAAAGUUGAAGAGAAAAAAGAAGAGUUAAAACAAUUGGAGUUGGAGUUUAUGUCUCUAUUAGAAAAGUGGGAAAACCGUAAUGAUAGUAUCAAUAAUACUGGUACUUAAAAGUUUUAAAGUGGUAGAUUUUGUAAAUACUUGCACACACACCAUUUAAUUAUGUUCAUCUGUUAUAUUAAAUAAUUCGUAUGCUUAAGUUUCUUUAAUAAAACAAAUUUUUAUUAAA
Parasteatoda tepidariorum (common house spider) is the source of this 1236-nucleotide messenger RNA. RefSeq names its product HAUS augmin-like complex subunit 1. Lineage: Eukaryota; Metazoa; Arthropoda; Arachnida; Araneae; Theridiidae. Gene Ontology annotation, biological process: spindle assembly. Gene Ontology annotation, cellular component: HAUS complex; cytosol. The record is from RefSeq and is a predicted model, not a curated record.